This is a messenger RNA of Molossus molossus (Pallas's mastiff bat), 2715 nucleotides long. It is a transcript of the gene ZBTB9, whose product is annotated as zinc finger and BTB domain containing 9. Gene Ontology annotation, biological process: regulation of transcription by RNA polymerase II. NCBI's taxonomy places the organism in Eukaryota, Metazoa, Chordata, Mammalia, Chiroptera, Molossidae. The transcript is spliced from 2 exons. Gene Ontology annotation, molecular function: DNA-binding transcription factor activity, RNA polymerase II-specific; protein binding; RNA polymerase II cis-regulatory region sequence-specific DNA binding. The record is from RefSeq and is a predicted model, not a curated record. Bases 264 to 1661 code for a protein of 465 amino acids.
CUCGCUGCGGGCUGACUGGCCGGCGCUCGUGGCUUCCCGGCGGCCGCGGCUUCCCGGGAGCUGGCCCUGUGGGUAACGUAGGGGAAACGGAGCGGCAGCAGGCGCGGUCCCGGCCGGUGGGACCAUUCAGGUUCGUGGCUGGAGGGCCUCCUCAUCUUCCACAGGCCCUGGAAGUGAAAACCCGCGCCCUGAUCCGGCGUGGGGUCUACACCUGCCCUUCACUUCCUGGGAUCGAACCUCUGGGAUCUCUUUCCAAGGUGGCCAUGGAUACCUCGACAUCUUUGCCUCCCAUCCCCCCGUCCCCGAACUGCAACCCAGCCCCACGGACCAUCCAGAUUGAGUUUCCUCAGCAUAGUUCAUUGCUUCUGGAAGCCCUGAACCGUCACAGGCUAGAGGGAAAGUUCUGUGAUGUGUCUCUCCUGGUGCAGGGCCGGGAACUUAGGGCUCACAAAGCAGUGUUGGCUGCUGCGUCUCCUUACUUUCAUGACAAACUUCUUCUGGGGGAUGCACCACGUCUCACCCUGCCCAGUGUCAUUGAAGCUGAUGCCUUCGAGGGGCUGCUCCAGCUUAUUUAUUCAGGGCGCCUCCGCCUACCACUGGAUGCUCUCCCUGCCCACCUCCUUGUGGCCAGUGGCCUCCAGAUGUGGCAAGUAGUAGAUCAGUGCUCAGAGAUUCUUAGAGAAUUAGAAACCUCAGGUGGUGGAAUUUCAACCCGUGGAGCAACCCCUUAUCACACACUUCUUUCCACUACAUCCUCAACAGGAGGUUGGUGCAUUCGCUCUUCCUCUUUCCAGACUCCUGCACAGUCUUCUGCUUCUACCCAAAACCCCGUUGGAGGGGAGGGGAGUGAACUAGGAGAUGUGUUACAGAUUCAAGUUGAGGAGGAGGAGGAGGAAGAUGAUGAUGAUGAUGAAGAACAGGGGUCAGCAACCCUCUCUCAAACUCCUCAACCUUCCAGAGUAUCAGGGGUACCCCACCCUCACGGAUCCCACCCACUGCCCAUCUCUGCUACUCCCCGUAGGCUACCAGAGGAUGAGAGUGCACCACUUGAACCUCCUGCCCCUCCUGCACCACCCCCAAAAAUCUUCUACAUUAAGCAGGAACCCUUUGAGCCUAAGGAGGACAUAUCAGGAGGUGGAACGCAGUCUGGAGGAGUAAAGGAGGAGACCACGGUGUUUUCUGGAGGGGACACUGAAAGGAAUGAAGAGCUAGGGUUCCUGCCGCCCUCAGGAGCAGGGGCAACAUCGGGAGGAGGAGGUCCAUCCUGGAAACCAGUGGAUCUUCAUGGGAAUGAAAUCCUGUCUGGGGGUGGGGGACCUGGGGGAGUAGGGCAGGCUGUUCAUGGGCCGGUGAAGCUAGGGGGGACACCCCCUGCAGACGGAAAAUGUUUUGGUUGCUUGUGUGGGAAGCGGUUUGCAGUGAAACCAAAGCGUGACCGGCAUAUCAUGCUGACAUUCAGCCUCCGACCCUUUGGCUGUGGCAUCUGCAACAAGCGCUUCAAACUGAAGCACCAUCUCACAGAGCAUAUGAAGACUCAUGCGGGAGCCCUGCAUGCCUGUCCACACUGUGGUCGUCGGUUCCGAGUCCAUGCCUGUUUCCUUCGCCACCGGGACCUGUGCAAAGGCCAGGGCUGGGCCACUGCUCACUGGACUUACAAGUGACUGCUGCGGUCAUACACUAACUUCUAGGAUGUGAGCCACUGCUGCUGAUGGAUACUUACCCCUCACUACCAUGGCACCCCAAUCAUGGAUCUUGUAAUCAUGCCACAAGGAUAAAUACAUUAUGGACCUCUUGUUUUUGGGUAUGGACCUCAACCUGGCAGGUUUGGAAACAGAUUUCUCAUCUCACUGCAAGUUUUUACUAAUCACCUUACAGGAAAUUGGUUUACAGGCCAUAUGUAAAUUGGUCACUUGCCCUGACAGAACUUUUCAUACAGAAAACCAAAUUUCAGAUUAGAAGUUUAUUUGGAGAGGAGAAUUAGAACAAAGAGACAUAAUGAUAAAUGUUUCAUUCGGUCUCCAUGAGGAGUUAAAGGAGCUGGUCUCCAUCUAGGGAUAUGUUUGAUUUAGAGUUCUAGUAAUUCAGGGACUAAGUGCUAAGCUUGUCUUUUGCUCAUCACUGCUGAAAUGUGAGCGGAGUUCUUUUUUAUGUAUUUUUCUUGUUAUGUCUUUUGAGAAGCCCCUCAGAUCAUAACUUGUUUUCUCACCAGUAGAUAUCUUCCCAACACCUUUAUUUUUAUGUUGUAGUUGAGCACUUUAACAAAUUGAGCAUUCCAUGUGUCAUUCCUAGAACCCUCUUUAAUAGAAGAUAUUUUCUCAAUUGCCUAUGCCUCUUGUCUGCUUUUGACCACCACUGAUUACUCAUGUAUUGAUCACAGUGACUGGAAUGUGACCAGAGAACUCAGGAGAUGGCCACUGACCUAAAAUGCUUUCAAGGUAGCACCACUGCUCUGAACAAGUGUCUUUGGUCAGAGGGAUUCAGGGCUGAUACAACACAUACUUCAGGCUAGAGAGUAACUGCGUGGUGGGACCACAGCCCUCCCUUUCCAUCCCCACUCCUACAUGGUAGCCACUUGGUUGAGAAAUAGAGGGCAGAUUUUGAAAUGGGGAGAUUGUCACAGGUUACUUAAUCUCUUCAAAUAAACUUUGCCCUGAAAUUGAGAGCUGACAAUGGACUAGACUGAGUAAUUUAUGUGGCAGGGACAGCAUGAAAACA